AUGGCUUUCGUAGUCUGGAGUGGUUGGCCUACCAGCCUUGGCCCAGGCUGGGUUACCAGCUCCCCACCACAGCCUGCAACAAGCAGCCGCGUGGGACGACUGAGGGGAUCCCAGUCACCACAAACAGCCAGGGGAGAUGUUGGUAUUCUGCCAGGUGCCGGAUUGGGCCUCAUUGCAGCCUACAUGCUGAAAGGGAGGUCACGAGCAGGCCCCAGACACAGCGCGUGCAAGGUUGCACUGGCGGCACGGAGACGCGAUGACGACGUCGACCCUUUGGAUCACCUGACGCCGCGGCGGCCUGACAUGGCGCCCGGGGAGAAGCUCUUCCACCAGGUCUACAGGUCUAGCAUGUACACAUCAGACAAGCCUCAGGACGAGGAGGAGGACCGAGGAGCCCCUCGCAAGAAGAGGCGACGGGCAGCGUGGCUAGAAGCCAACCAGGAGGAAAAGAAAGACCCGGCUUACGGCAAGAAGUGGGUCCUUGAUCCCAAAGGAAAGCGACGAGGACGAAAUCGGCAGAGACGAUGGACCAAAGGCGAGGUCUUGGAUGAGGUCCAGGACAUUGACAAAAACGCCUCGCGGCUGCGGACCAUGUAUAAGCGUCCGCGCUUCAACUGGAAGGAUGUAGCCAAGGACGACCUCCGCACUUCGUCGCUAAAAGGCGACCAGGCGGCCAUCGGAAAUGAUGAGGUGUGGCUGUCAAAGUUUCUGUCGCAUUCUGGAGUCUGCUCUCGGCGCCGAGUGACGGAAUUGGUUCUACAAGGCCGGAUCACCAUCAACAGCGAGGUCGUGAAGGAUCCAGUGGUGAAAGUGGACCCGAAGAAGGACUCGGUUGCGGUGGAUGGCAAGGAGCAACGACUGCGAACCCUGGAUGAGUUGGUUUGGGUGAUGGUGCACAAGCCCAAGGACACACUGGUGACCCUCGAGGAUCCACAAGGGCGCAAGACGAUAGCAGAUCUCGUGCCGUUCGCGCGGGAUCGGCGGUUAGUGCCCGUUGGGAGAUUGGAGCGUAACAGUACAGGUCUAGUUUUGUUGACCAAUGACUACGAGUGGGCCACUUACCUGACGCACCCGCGCUACGAGAUGACGAGGACAUACCGAGUGGUCGUCUAUGAGGGUGCUCCAGACACACAGAAGAUGCAGGCCCUCAACCGUGGGCUUCGACUUCCAGAUCAGCGCCGUCCAUGCCUUCCGUUGGAAGACCUGGAGGUUCUAGAGCAUGACCGCGUCCAGGGCAUCGCUGCCCUAUCCUUUACCAUGAAGGAAGGUCGGUACCGCCAGAUUCUGCGCAUGUUCGAGUACAUCGGACACCCGGUUCGCGCUGUCAAGCGCACCGCGAUCGGCCUCGUACGCUUGGACAAGGAGCUUCAGGCGGGCUCUUACAGAAUGCUCAACCCCAAGGAGAUCCGCAGGCUGAAGGGCUCGACCAUCCUGAAGCGACCGGACGGCGACCCUUUCGAAAGGCAGAACAAGAUGCAGAAGGCCUUUACUGGUGUCGAGGACGAACUGGAUGCCUCUGAGUUAGAGGGCUUCACGCCUCUCCGUGAAGAUAGGGGAAGUCGCCGAAGGAGAAACAGCCGUGGCCGCGAGGGGGGCAGGGACGCGCCCCGCCGUAGCCUCCCUGCAGGCGGAGAUGACGAGGACUACGAACCGCAGGCCGCCUCCUUGGAGGACCUGAAGGCGUUUCAGGCGAAUUUCAGUCAGCCUGAUGAGGCAGAUGAUGAGGAGCAAGAUUGGGAAGCCGAUUGGAUCCAGCAGCUGGAUGAGAUGACUGCCACUGCAGGAAAGCGAUGA
Molecule: messenger RNA, 1794 nt
Organism: Symbiodinium pilosum
Lineage: Eukaryota; Dinophyceae; Suessiales; Symbiodiniaceae
Source: the annotation of a GenBank genome assembly